AUGGGCUGCAGCGCCGGCGUGGUCGCGCUUGACCUGGCGCGCCAGAUGCUGCAGCUGCACCCCGGCUCCUACGCGCUCAUCGUGUCCCACGAAAACAUCAGCAACAACUACUACCUGGGCAGCGACAAGUCCAUGCUCAUCCCCAACACCCUCUUCCGCUCCAACGGCGCCGCCAUCCUGCUGUCCAGCCGCCCCGCUGACGCCUCAAAGUCGAAGUACACGAUCAGGCACGUCGUGCGCACGAUCAUGGCCGCCGACGACGAGGCGUACGGCUGCAUCUGGCAGACGGACGACGCCGAGAAGAAGCAGGGCGUGGCCUUGAAAAAGGAGCUGAUCGGCGUCGCCGGCCGCGCGCUCGCGCGCAACAUGGGCCGCCUCGGGCCGCUCGUGCUGCCGGUUUCCGAGCAGGCCAAGUACGCCGGCAGCGCGCUGCUGCGCGCCGCGCUCAAGGCAGCCCCGGCGGGCGCCCGCGCGCUGGUCCCAGACGCGUGGCGCCGGCCCUACACCCCUGCGUUUUCUAAGGCGUUCGACGCGGUGUGCAUUCACACCGGGGGCCGCGGCGUGAUUGACUCGAUGCAGGACAACUUGGGGAUGGGCAAGGCCAUGGUCGAGGCCAGCCGCGCCGCGCUCUACGAGUUCGGCAACACCAGCAGCUGCAGCGUGUGGUACGAGCUGGCUUACGCCGAGUCCUUCAACGGCGGCCUCCGCCGCGGCGCGCGCGUCUGGCAGAUCGCCUUCGGCAGCGGCUUCAAGUGCAACAGCGCCGUGCUGACCGCCAACCGGCACGUGAAGGACGCGCACGCGGCGUGGCGCGCGUUUGACCGGUCAAAGAUGUACGCGCAGCUCGCGGAGAUCGACCGCGAGGUCGCCGCGUCCAAGGCGCAGCGCGCGGCGGACAAGGCGAAGGCGGCCUCGGCCUCUGCCGCCAGCGCCCGGCAGCACUGA
Molecule: messenger RNA, 945 nt
Organism: Monoraphidium neglectum
Lineage: Eukaryota; Viridiplantae; Chlorophyta; Chlorophyceae; Sphaeropleales; Selenastraceae
Product: 3-ketoacyl-CoA synthase 19
Exons: 3
Coding region: 1-945 (314 amino acids)
Biological process (GO): fatty acid biosynthetic process
Cellular component (GO): membrane
Molecular function (GO): acyltransferase activity, transferring groups other than amino-acyl groups
Source: RefSeq, a predicted model, not a curated record